Molecule: messenger RNA, 1515 nt
Organism: Cladophialophora psammophila CBS 110553
Lineage: Eukaryota; Fungi; Ascomycota; Eurotiomycetes; Chaetothyriales; Herpotrichiellaceae
Exons: 4
Coding region: 1-1515 (504 amino acids)
Biological process (GO): transmembrane transport; carbohydrate transport
Cellular component (GO): membrane
Molecular function (GO): carbohydrate:proton symporter activity
Source: RefSeq, a predicted model, not a curated record
AUGCAAUUCCUCAAGUCCGUCAAAGGCCGAGCUCUCUACCGGAUUAUGAGCAUAUGUUGUUCUCUGUCCUUCUGCAUGUAUGGCUAUGACGCUGGGGUCCUCGGAGGCGUCCAAACCACCAAACCUUUCCUCGACGCCAUGGGCCAUCCCACGGGUACAUAUGUCAUCCCCAUGAUUGCUUCUUCAUACACCCUGGCCGCCGCCGUCUGCUCCUUGGCAGUUACCGUACUUGGUAUGCCUUUAGGACGACGAGGCUGUAUCUUGAUGGGCGAUGCCCUUGUCAUUGUCGGAGCCAGCAUCCAAGCCUCGUCAUGGUCGGUCGCCCAGAUCAUCGUCGGCCGCGUCCUCUGCGGGUUCGGCAUCGGUUUCAUCUCCUGCAGUGUCCCCACCUACAUGGCCGAGAUGAGUAUCACUUCGAAAGAACGAGGACCUGAGGUCGCCAUCCAAUGCGUCUGGCUGAUCAGUGGCGUGGCCCUAGCAUAUUGGAUAGAUUUUGGCAUGACACGCAUGACAAACCAAGUCUCAUGGCGGUUUCCCAUCGCCUUCCAAGCCUUCUUUGCAACUGUGUCCAUUAUCGGCAUGUUCUUCUUGCCCGACACGCCUAGAUGGUAUUACGCCAAAGGUCGCGUCGCGGAAGGCGACAGCAUCGUGAUGCGGCUCCAUGAUCGCCCGCUCGAAGACCCCGCCGUCCAAGCCAUGCGAGAGGAAAUCCUGGCCUCGAUCAAACUCGAAGAAGAAGACGAGCACAGAUUCAACCCCUUGGAUCUAUUCUGGGACAAGAGUGACCUAAGAGCUGGUCGCCGGAUUAGGAUUUCCUUCAUGAUCCUCUCCAUUCAGCAGAUGAUGGGUAUUAACCUGUCUGUCUACUAUUCCACAGUCAUCUUCUCACAGGUCGGCCUGUCACCAUUCCUCUCUCAGCUGCUCGCUGCGGUGAUGAACACCGGCUUUGCCCUAGGGACGUAUCCUUUACCCUGGACGAUCGAACGAGUCGGUCGCCGUGGCGUUUUGAUCUGGUCAGCGGUCAUCCUGACACUCUGCAUGCUGGUGUUUGUAAUUAUGAUCGGUUUGCCGCAUCCUACACUGGCGACGCAGUGGACUGCCGUGGCGUUUGUGAUCAUUUACAAUUUCGUGUUUGGAUAUGGCUGGAUUGGUGUCCCUUGGUUGUAUGGACCCGAGAUCGCACCGCUCAAACUUCGCCACCUCGGCGGCGCGGCUGGGGCAUUCGGAGAGUGGCUAUUCAGCUUCAUCACCGUCUUCGCCGGAGGCAUCGCACUGCAGAAUGUUGGAUGGAAAAUCUGGAUCUGGAUGCUCCUAUCCUGCGCGGUAGCCGUGCCGUUUGUGUACUUUAUGUGUCCCGAGACCACGGGCAAAACCCUCGAAGAGAUCGAUCUGAUCUUCGCGAAACCCGAAAUUCGAGACUCGGCCCUUGCGGCGCGCAUGGUCCAUGACCGCCACGCGGAAACCAUCCUCAAGAAGGAGCACGCGAUUCAGUUCGAGGAGAAGGAGGAUGUUUGA